This is a messenger RNA of Rhagoletis zephyria (snowberry fruit fly), 1290 nucleotides long. RefSeq lists its product as uncharacterized. The record is from RefSeq and is a predicted model, not a curated record. NCBI's taxonomy places the organism in Eukaryota, Metazoa, Arthropoda, Insecta, Diptera, Tephritidae. Gene Ontology annotation, cellular component: membrane. Gene Ontology annotation, molecular function: ligand-gated monoatomic ion channel activity.
GAACGUGAGCCUCAACUAAAAGAUACAAGUCCCAGCAAUGCACAAGGCACCGCACAUUUGGACGGUACCGAAGUAAGAAUGCUAUUCGCACUCUGCAAGGUUAUAAACUGCACAGUUCAAGUGGAAUCGUCUGAGAGAGGAGAAUGGGGCACAUCAUAUGCAAAUCUAACGGGUGAUGGUAUAUUUGGUCUGAUCACAGAGAGAAGAUCAGAUUUUGCCGUUGGAGCUUUGUAUUUUUGGCCUGAUGACUAUCGUUACCUGGAUAUGUCCCACUUUAUUGGACGCUCCGGUGUGACGUGCCUAGUACCAUCACCGCAUCGUCUCACCAGCUGGUUACUACCAUUUCGGCCAUUUCAAUUGACCCUAUGGCUAGGCGUGAUUGCUUGCUUGUUCCUUGAGGCAUUGGCACUCUUUUUCACACGCUAUAUGGCUCCUUCGGAUGACGAGCCUAAAUAUGGUUUACUGGAGAGUUUUCAAUUUGGUUAUAUUACUACGCUUAAACUUUUUGUAUCGCAGGGCUCGGACUAUGUAGUCAAUUCGCAUACGGUACGCAUGGUGCUCUUUGCAUGCUACACGAUCGAUACGAUUGUGACGAGUGUCUAUGGUGGCGGACUAUCGGCAAUACUAACGCUGCCAACCUUGGAGGAAGCUGCUGACUCAGUAGAACGUCUACAUAGUCAUGGUAUUCCAUGGACUGCAACAUCACCUGAUUGGGUAAUCUCACUCAGAGGAGAAGGAAAUACUGAUCCAUUUGUUGAAGAUUUGUUGAGGAAUUACCGCGUUUACACUUAUGAACAAACUACUGAAUUGGCUAAAACUGAAAAUAUGGGCUUUAUCUUGGAACGAUUGGCUUUUGGUCAUUUUGGCAACGUUGAGUUCCUCACCGAUGAAUCUUUUAAACGCCUUAAGCUAAUGGUAGACGAUAUUUACUUUCAGUACUGCUUCGUCUUUGUGCCACGUCUCUGGGCUAUGCUCUCCAAGUUAAAUGACGUCAUAUUGGAAGUGCAUUCAACAGGUUUGGAUAUUUUUUGGGAAUGGGAGGUAGGCGCCUAUUAUAUGGAUGGACAACAGCAAGAAGAAAUCGAAGCUUCAAUGUAUAUGAAUUUCGAUGUGGGUCCAGUCAAAUUGGAUAUGGACAAUUUUGUUGGUCUUGUGUUGCCAUUGAUUUUUGGCCUGAUAUUGAGUAUUUUCGCAUUCAUCGGCGAAUUGAUUUACUACAAGUAUACUCAGAGACGAGAUCGUAGGCGGGAUAAUGAAGAAAGAAAGAGAGCUGAAUUAAAAUCGGCAUAA